AUGCUCAAUGGCCCAGGGUGCCCGGAGCGCACUGGUGGCUCUGAGGGCCAUGAGGCGAGGAUGUCAGGCGCUGAUGAUUCUGGUAGUGACGAGUACUGCCCGCACUGCGAUAACCACUUUGUGAUUGAUGCUGUGACGCCCAAGGCUGCGUUGCAGGUUGAGGGCGAUGAUGCUCGGAUUGAUUCUAGAAUGAUCAAGGACGACCGUGUACGGGAACACCAGGAAAAGUCGAUAUUCAAUUUCAAGGAUAUAUCGGAUCGGCUAGGCUGA
Aspergillus thermomutatus is the source of this 270-nucleotide messenger RNA. RefSeq lists its product as uncharacterized. Bases 1 to 270 code for a protein of 89 amino acids. Gene Ontology annotation, molecular function: zinc ion binding. Gene Ontology annotation, cellular component: mitochondrial intermembrane space. Gene Ontology annotation, biological process: protein import into mitochondrial intermembrane space. The transcript is spliced from 2 exons. Lineage: Eukaryota; Fungi; Ascomycota; Eurotiomycetes; Eurotiales; Aspergillaceae. The record is from RefSeq and is a predicted model, not a curated record.